Paraglomus brasilianum is the source of this 645-nucleotide messenger RNA. The record is from the annotation of a GenBank genome assembly. NCBI's taxonomy places the organism in Eukaryota, Fungi, Glomeromycota, Glomeromycetes, Paraglomerales, Paraglomeraceae.
AUGCUUGUGAUAGGAUGGAAUGACGCGGGAGAAAAUAUUAAAAUCAACGAUCCCGUUUUUCUAGAUGAUUUCCAUGGGAAUAUCAAGUCUACUGUGCUACUACUAUCUCGCAGAAUUCACAUAGAUCAUCAAAAUUACCUGUUCCAGUAUCCACCAACCUUGGACGAUGAUGAUGUUGAUGGUGGUAUCGAUAUCACAGCCACCAUCGACAGAACCCCGUAUUUAUUUCGGUGCGAGAAUCGUACGGGGAAAAUUGAUGUUGCCACCGUUCGAGAAGUAGCUGGCAUGGCUGAAAACGAAGCAUGGGGGACGGUGAUGGUGCUGGUGGCGAAGGCUAGGUCCACAGGGGACCAGGACCCCGACCCCUUCACAGAAGAUGCUAGGGAGUUUGCAUCAGCCACAGAUGAUCCAAUCAUCCUUUGUGAUGAGACUAAUGUGGUUGAUGCAGUAAUCACCUACAGCCACCAGCGCCAGGUGGAAAGGCAACAGAGAGAACAGUUGGAGAUGUUGUUGAGACAGUUGCAGGAGAAGAGAGAGAGGGUAGAGAUGUUAGAGAGACAAUUGAGAGACAGACGAUUACAGGAUGAGAAAGAUAGACUUUUUGCAGAGUUGAACGCCACCAGCGAACUCUUAUUGGAGAAAUAA